Molecule: messenger RNA, 10617 nt
Organism: Chelonia mydas (Green sea turtle)
Lineage: Eukaryota; Metazoa; Chordata; Testudines; Cheloniidae
Gene: TMEM275
Product: transmembrane protein 275
Exons: 2
Coding region: 815-1363 (182 amino acids)
Source: RefSeq, a predicted model, not a curated record
GAAGGCAGCUGUACAAAUGAAAGGGGUGGUUGCAGCUUUCAGCACCACGGCAGCGGACAGCCCCUCCCGGGCAUCCCGGCGGAGGCAGAGGCGUCCCGGAGGGGUAGGGGGGCGGGUUGCAGCCUGAGGUACCAGGCGCUGGGGGUGGGGGGGGGGGGGGGAAGAUGCUCUAGGCAGAGCGUUAUCCGCGGCAGAGGCCGCCAGCUCCAGCCUCCUCUGGGGAUCUGCCCCCCACCUCCCCCCAACCUGCUGCAGCAUGGCUCGGGAGAGCCCUGGUCCUGCCUCUGGAAGAUGCAAAAAAGGACCCAGCGGGGCCGGCGGAUCUCUCUCGACAGAGGCAGAACCGUAGCAUCCUUUGGGGACCGCGGGAGCGAGAAGGGACGGUGGGCAGCACCCCCCAGCCCUCUCGCCCAGCAGCAGCAAAGAAAUCUGGGCAGGGUGCUCAGAGUGGCUUAGCAAAGUUUCCCAGGCGUGUGGGGGCGCAGCGAGGCAGGCGAGCGCCCCACGCGUGGGAAGGAUCUGCGGUGGGUGUGCUGCUCGCGGGCGGCUGGUCCCUGGGGCUUCCCCGCAGCUCCUCUGCUCCAGCCUGGCACUUCUGUUCAGUUGUUUAACCCAGAGGACGCGGGGGUAGGAUCCUGCUGCCUCUUGCCGGCCCUGAGUUCCCACUCAAGCCCAGGGAAGUGGUUCUCGUCGGCUUCCAGCUGCCGGUGCUCCACGGCCAAGGAAAUUCAAGGCAGCGCAAGCCCAGCGAUCGUCUCACCAAUGCCAUGUGUGCUCAGUAAGGUGCGAGAUCCCCUGGGAGACUUGUAUCAACAUGUUCAGCGAAAAGAGCAGCACCUCUUUGUCCCAGAAACCUAGCCAGAGAAAGACCAGGCCCCAGGGGCUCCCAUCCCCUGCUCUCUGCUGCGCCUGCGGACUUUGCAUCAUGCUUGCCGGGAUCAACAUCACCCUGGUGGGAGCGUUCGCUUUUGGGACCUUCCUCCCCGUGAACAACCCCCCUAUCAUCAUUGGACCCAUCCUGCUGGUGGUUGCGUUCACGUUCUUCGGGGCCUGCUGCAUCUGUAGCCGGAGACCACCCGCCCAUGGGUCGAGAAAAUCCAAGCCAGGUUCCAACAUCGGGCUCAUCAAACCCGGCAACACGACCUUCGAGAUAGAAACCAGCGAGCACACGGUGCAGGACACCACCGCUGUGCAGUUGAGCCCAACCAACUCGCCUGUUUCCUCCAGAAAGUCCACGCCCAUCCAUGAGAACUCCAAGACCUGCAAACUCUUCACAAUGGAUGGCAACGGGCCGGCGGCAAAAUACACAGCAGGAGGGGAGUCAAUUCAGCUGAACUUGCCCAGAGACCUUAUGACAUCCUAAGUCAAGUCAGAGUGGUUAUUAGCAGCCAGGUGGGCACCACAGUUGGGCAUGCCAUGAUCAGAUGGAUACAGCCGUUAGGAAGCAGCAAGCCUAUGAAAUCCUUUUGUGUGGCCAACUGAUACGCUGACAUCUUAAAAACCAGUUAAGAAAGGAAAGGGAUGACAUGGUAAUUGGAAACGGUGGUGAGAAAUUCCAGCUUUUUUCUGGAAUGGGCACAUUUAUUUAAUGUGAUUAGAAACAAUGUUGUAACGAGGAUUCGAUGUGGCCCAGCUACUGGGAAAUUAGAGAUCUUCUUUUGGAAUUAAUUCAUUUCUUUAGUGCAACUUUUUAAAAAAAGUAAAGUCAUGAUUAGAAUUCAGUGCCACAGAGUGCUAACAAAUUACAGGUCUCUUUUUGGAAGGGAUGCAGUUAUUUAAUGAAAAUUUAAUAAAAAUGACCAGUGCAGUAAUUAGAUAUUGAUACCACCUAGUUGCUGGGAAAUUACAGAUCUUUGAGAUGAGGCUUUUGGGGGUUUGAGGAAGAAUAAAUUUAUUUUAAUGCAAUUAAAAAUGCAACACAAAAAUGUAACUUCCACUUUUUAUCCUGUCUCAACCUUUCCUUUCUUUUUUGACUUCCACUCUAACUCUAGCAGCCAGCAGAUGUCAAGUGCAGCGGGUAGCGUCAGCCGUCUUUCCUCCUGCAUAAUUUAGAUUCCGCUCUGAGUCCUGCUGUCUAAUACGCCACAUCGCUUGAAAGGUCAGCUGUGCUUGAGUAUGUAGAGGCUGCAGGUGAUUGGUUUAGCCAGGCCUUGCGAUGGGUGGAGUGUAUCAGAAGGGGCAACCCAUAGACCUACUGGAAAAGGAAUUGAAGUCAUGUGGAAAGAGGUUCCACUGAGCAACAGAAGUGGAGUGAGAUAAGAUGAUGCACCUGAACCCCCUUUGAGGGGAACUUUGGACCUGGAUUGGACAUGUCUACUUAAAGUCAGCAUUUAUUCGGGAAUGAAAACAACCACAAUGUCGUUAUUGUUAAAGCUGGUGGGGAAUUUUUCAGUGCAUCGGUUUCAGUGAAAAUUUCUUAAGGAAGGUUCCUCAGGUCCAGGAUGGAAUUUCUGGUGAGGGAGAGACCAGAAUAGCCCUCACCUGGGAUGUGGGGGAACCAAGUGCAAGUCCCUGAUUUGGAGCAGGGACUCGAAACUGCAUUUCCCACAUCCCAGGCAGGUGCCCUGACCACCAGGUUACUGGUUAUUCCAUGGGCUCUGUCUGGCUUGUGGUUUCUCCAGCCAGCCCUACUUGCCAGAAGACAGGCCAACUGAUCUAGAAGAUGACCAAAGGGAUCUGCAUCUCCUCUCUUUAAAUGACUGUAAAUCCCACUGACAUUGAUAUCAGCUGUGUGUGUACAGUAAGAGGAGAAUAUGUUCCCUUAAUAAGGGCACCAUGGUUCCCUGUGUUGUAAGGCAUUGGGAGGGUGGAAGGGAUAUUUGCUGGAGAGGACCCUGAAUCUAUGGAAGGGAGGAAGUGAUGUCCAUGUUGCCUGCUGCUGUGUAUGAAAGGUUUCCAUCUGACUCUGGAUGCUCAGGGCUUCCUGGAUUUGGGAAUAGGACGGACCUUGUAGCAGGUAGAAAAACAUUGCUGGGGAGCAGCUGCUGAAUGCAGCCUGCUUCCUUCUGACACACAAUUCAGUGGAAGGUAAUGCCACGGUGAGCAGCAUUAAUCUGGGCUCCUUGCAGUCCACUUUUCUUGGAGGUGAGCAGAGCACGGUGCAGCAGAGGAUGACAGAGCUGUACUCUAGAGAUGAAGGGUCUGCAGGAUGGUUUAGAGGUGGGGGUUGUAGAUCCUUUCGCUCACUGACAGUAUUGCCAACCCGAAAUGUUCAAAAAUCAGGAGUCACAAUCACGAGAGUGGCUCAGACAGCAUGAGAUUAUUUUAACAAAUAAUUAAUGUUCGAUUCUGUUUAAUCACCUUCUGGGCUUUAAGCCUUUGAGAGACAUGUUCUCAAGUUUUUUUGUUUUUUUUUUGCCAUAACCAAGAGAAAGAGACAGACUUUUUUUGAAAAGAAAGCUGAGAUUCUCACAUAUUAACAUGACUCCAGGAGCUGGGGCUUUCAGAAAAACAUCAAAUAGUAUGAGACAGAUAUUACUAUCUUGAGAGUUGACAACAUUGCAUUAAUGUCCAGGUUCCAUGGGAUUUUGAGCUUGCCAGAUCUCCCUCCUUAGGGAAGCAUUUCAUGGAAUCUCUGAGAGUUUUUUAAAGACCUCCUUUCUCAGUGAGGGAUAGUGAUGUGUCUUGUCUUUUGCUCUUUACACAACAUACCUAAUAUGGAAAGACACAGGACAAAUAACUGCAUUUACUAUAUUAGAGUGAGUCAGGAAACGGGUUUUUCCAUGAACAUUUUAAAGUUUAAAAAAAAAAAAUUCUGUCCUGAAAUGGGACAAAAAGUAAAAAUCUCAACCAUUUUCACAAUCUGAAACCCUACCCCCCGCCCCAACAACUGAUUGGGUCAAUCAAAAUAUUUCAUUUAGAUUGUGAUCAUUUUUAUAUUUCCAAAAUAAUAAUAAUUAGCUUAAAAUUUGAUACAAAAAGUCAUUUUGAAUGGGAAAACCAGAAUCAUUUGUUUUAGGAAAUGAAAGCUUGCAACAAUUUCAAACCUUUAUUUAAAAAAAAUCAAGUUGAAAAAUUUGUCAAAACCAACCACUGCCCAUGAAAAUUUUAAAUGUUGAUGCAUCGGCGUUUUCCUAUGGAAAAAACGUUCCCUGAAAAAUUCACAGCCAGCUCCACUGAACAGAAGAACGGCCAUACAGGGUCAGACCAAGGGUCCAUCUAGCUCAGUGUCCUGUCUCCCGACAGUGGCCAAGGCCAGGUGCUUCAGAGGGAAUGAACAGAACAGGUAACCACCAAGUGAUCCAACGUAUAUAACAUGUCAGGCCUAGCCACAUACCUAUGCUGUGGCAGAGGUCUGGUAGCUACAGAAAUAUGGAAGACAAUGAGGGUUCAAUAAUUACUUAAAGAACCACUAUCCUGUUCCAACACUAUAGUAUCAUAGAAAUGUAGGGCUAGAAGGGACCUCAAAGGUCACCGAGUCCAGCGCUCAGGCAUGCACCUGGGGCUUUAAGAUCAGUGGCCUUGGAGGAGCAUUUGCUGCUGUAGUUUUAAAUGAGGAGCAAAUCCAGCAUUAUGGCAUCUGCACAUUUAUGGGACUAUCACAGAGGCCAGAGCUUUUCCAACACCACCCCUGCACCCCCUUCCCCUUUAUUUCCUCUGUUUCUCCUUAAGCUCAUUGUUACAUUCUCCUGCCUUCUCAAUCUAGUUUCUCUUCUCCGGGACCUUAUUUUGAAACGUGUCGCGUUGCUCCAAAGAGGGAAGAACCCAAAUGUGUAUCACUUAGACGAUUGAGGGCUUCAUCUCCCAUGCUGGCCCCGCAAAGCCAGCUUCAUUUGCUGCGUGUCAGACCAUCCCAUCCUCAAAUUAUUUCUGGCUCUCCCUGCAGAGCCUCACUUUCGGCCUGUUACAUGGCUAGCAACCCAGCUGCAAUUUGUCCUUUGUCCUCCUCUGGUUGCAUCAAUUACUGGUGGCUUUCCUGGUGUUUUAUCGUGCGGUCAUGCCAAUCCCCAGUGCCGCUAAAAUAUGAGUGCUAUUCAGUGCUGUUAAUUCAGCUAAGAGAGGAUUUUCAGGUCACAGGUGGAGCUGAAUCCAUUUCCCUUUGUACACCUAGGCAAAGGAAGCUGUGCCAGUGGUCCCCCCGGGACACGGUCCUGCUCAGAACAGCAAGCCAACAAAACCAAGGUGACAAGAAAUGUACCAUGCUGUGCCAUGCAGCCAGCUAUUAGCGCUGCAAACUAGCUCCUCCAGAUGACAGGGCCGUGCCGAGGGGCCGCCGGUCCCCCAAUGUUGUGCACAGCACACACCAGUAGGGGGCAGCGCAAGUUGCAGCCAUGGGAUUCCAAGAGGGCUGCCUACGUUGCAUUUCGCAAGCCAGCAGCCAGCAGGGAAGCCGUUCUCAACAGGUGCCCAUCGAGCCUCGUCCAAAGCCCAUCGUGCUCAAUGCAAGGCCCCCUCCACGCACGUCAAUGGAUCGGGCUUUUCAUGAGCAGGAGGUAGAGUAAGGAGGGAAGGGGAGAGAGAGCAAAGGGGAAGAGAGCGCCCUCUACUGGUGAAAUUGACUGUAACCGCUGCAUGUGAGUUACAGGUGCCGUGCAGUGGUUCCACUUACAGCCCAUGCUGCGGUCGUGGGGAGGAACAUGCACGUGUCCCACACGCCCCCUCAGAGCUGCCGCUGAGUACCCCUAGCACAGCCUGUCGCUGUCAGGGUUGGAAUGUGUCAGUCAGAUUCCUUAGUCUGUGCUAACUCCCAUGGGAUCUGGAGUCCCGCCGCCCCUAUUCUCCUGGGCAUUGGUUUGGUUGGCCUGGGCUGGGGAACGCCAGCCUUCGAAGGGUUAAGGUGAGCACAGUGCACUUUUCUCUCACAAAACCGAUCGGCCCUGGGAACAGACCCAUUUGUGUUUUUCCUGCCAUCGCUCUGUUCUCUAGAGGGGACGGGCAGCAGCCUAGGUGGGUCCCUCACUUCAUGGGAUUUUCAGAGGAAGUCAGCACCUAUGUAACUUCACGAGUUGUUAGGCAGAAGAGAAAGGAGGUAUUUGGGGCCCGAUUCAAAGCACACUGAAGCCACUGGAAAGAUUCCCGUGGAGUUAAUGAGUGUUGAAUCAGGACCUUGGUGAACAUUGAUUUGGAGAUCAUUCUAAGAGCAGGGAUGAGAUUGGAGGGAGCCACUUCCUAUCAUUUCUUGUUCAUUGGAUUAUUAAUAGGCAUGUGCCAAUUGUCAUGAAUGGACCCCAGCACUUUACAGAACAAAGAAUAAAACACAGUCCUGGUCCCAAAGAGUUUUGACUAGGAUUUUCAGCCAAUGAUAGUUGGGCGUCAUUCAGCGGUAGGGGUGAACUGAAGAACUGGAUGUCAACCACAUCAAGGCAUAAUUCCGUGGCAGUUUAAUUUAGACCGUACUGACUCUUGGCAGAUUACUCCUCCCCCUGCAGCAAUUAGCUGCAUGCAGAAUUCAAAAUAGAUCCGUUUUCUCUGUGAAUGGAUUAACUAAGCAAGAUUACAGCAGGGCUGACGGAAGGAGACAAAGCAAACAGAUUAGCAGGUGCAAAGCAUGGAACUUUCUUUAUCUGGUGUCAAGCACGGACAGGCCCAUCCGGUCACCAUCAUAAGGUUGGUAGGGCAUGAUACAUGGGGUGGGUUCUGAUAGCAGUGGAAACAGGGACAAAUCCGUAGGCCUCUGAUAGAGACCCAAGGGAGGCCAUUGAGUCAAUAGAAGCCACAUGAGUUUCAAUAGCUUUGGAUAUACAGAAAAGCCUAGCAUGCUGGAAAUACUAUGCCGCUUUCAUUUAGUCUGGCCACUGACUUAGCACUUGGACUGCAGUCGGCUCUGGAAUAAUUCCAGCACCAGGGUCCGCAUAACUACCGCCCAACAAUAGUCUUGCUUUAGCAACUGCCCUUAUAGCAGGCUGUUGCAGAUAGGAAGGGAUGGUCCAGAGGUCAGGACCCUAAUGUGGCACUUGGAAGACCUGGGCUCAAUUUUCUGCUCUGCCACAGACUUCCUGUGUGACCUUGGGCAAGUCACGUAGCUUGUCUGUGUCUCAGUUCCCCAUCUGUACAGUAAGGAUGAUAGAUCUUUCCCAAAGCACAGGGGUGUGUGAGGACAAAUACAUUAAAGAUGGAAAGGUGCUCAGCUGCUACAGGGAUGGGGGCCAGAUAAAGCACCCAAGACAGAAAGCUGAGUGGAUACAAACACUCCUGAGCUCUGGGAAUGUUUGAAUCUGCAUGUGGCUUUGUGGCUCAGGCCUAGCGCCGUAUGAUAUAUUUUGGAAUUAAUGUCCUUGGUAAGAUCUCAGACAUCCACUUGAUUGUAUUUAAUAUCUCUACAGCAAAUUCCCCUUUGGCACAUGAGAUCUGAUAGUCUGGGCUAAAAAUUUCCAUCAGUUUUGGUUGCUGUUCUGUUGAUACAUUUAAUAAGGCAAAAUAUCCAUCUGCAAUUGAUUGGAUCCCAAACUCCAAGCUACCAAGUCUUCUUGGAACAUCACCCCACGGUCUAAAUGUAUUUCAUGGGGUUGUCUUGUUGUUCAGAUCAACACAGUUAUUGGGAUUGUCUGCCCCAGAUACUUGGGGCAGACAAAUUACAAAAUCAACCAGUAUAUUAUACUUCUCCCUCUUCCCAUUUUCAAAAAAAUGAAUAAUCUCAUUGGAGGGUGUAUUUCGGAUCAAGAUCAGCGUUGUGAAAUGUACCUUACAAGGUGUCACGGGCAAUAAAGUGGAAGCCGGUUAGGGCCUGCUACUAAUCCCAUAGAAGCGAGUGGCAAAACUCUCAUGGACGUCAAUAGGAGCAUGAGCAGCUUAGUGUUUUCUUAUUUGUCCAUAUUGCGGUAGUGCCUAGAAGCCCUACCCAAGAAUCAGGGUCCCAUUGUGCUCGGAGCUGUACACACAUGUAAUGCAGAGAUGGUCCAUGCCCCAUGGUAAAGUGAACUUUACAAUCUAGGUAUAAGACAAAAGGCAAAUGCAACAAACAGCAUGGGGAGGGGGACAAGGGAACAGUGAGACAAUGGUGUCCCUAGUCUCUGUUUGCCAAAAGCUGGGAAUGGGUGACAGGGGAUGGAUCACCUGGUGAUUACCUGUUCUGUUCAUUCCCUCUGGGGCACCUGGCCCUGACCACUGGCGGAAAACAGGACACUGGGUUUGAUGGACCAUUGGUCUGUCCCAGUAUGGCCGUGCUUAUGUUAUGUUCUAAUGGUACCUUCAUGCUGAGGGCCCAUAUGUUUCUGACCCAAUGACCUGUCGUUAUCUAGCUGCUGCACUCUGUAGUGAGCUGUGACAUUGUUUGUAUAGACAUGUUGUUUGUGGGGUUGGGGUGGAGGGAGGGACAUCGCUGCUUUGUUCUUCUGAAGCAUUUAAUGUCCUGCUUUUCAGCUGUCCACGUCCGUCUGUCUGCCUCCGUGAUGGGCUGUGAAUAAAUCAUUUGUAAAUCUGUGCAUCCUUCUUGCACUGCAGAAGACAAGGAGAUUUUUUGUGUGAUUCCAGUUGGACUUGCUGAUGUGAAGGUUGAUUUUUUUUUAUUAUUUAUAUGUACGUGAAAUGUGGAAUCUGGAAAAGAGAGGCACAUUAAAAUAUGGAUGAUUGCUCUUUUCUCCUUUUGGAGGAGUCUGCCAUUUCCAUCCUUUUCCUCCCAUGCAGCAAGUUCUUCGUCAAUCUUUAAUAGUACCACGAGGAUUGAUGGUGUCUCUUCCACUAGAUCAGUACCUCUUUCUCUGUGUGCUCUGCAAUGGACUUGCUGAUGUGAAGGUUGAUUGCAAUGUUCUUGUUCAUUUCCUAUCGGGUAAUUAACAGUUGUGCAGGAACAAACUUCCACAAGAGAUCAGAUGUGUCCGAAUCUUCCUUCUUUUGAAACCAUUGCAUGAUGCUCCCGGUUAAACAACUGUUUUCCCCAAACAACCACGUGCCAAGGCUCCCAGUGCAGAUGGAGUCAAGUACUGAACCCAAUUGCUGGAAGCAAUUGAUUUGCAAGGAGAGGGUGAAUCACAGAAUGAUAGAAAUAUAGGUCUGGAAGGGAUCUCAAGAGGUUCUCUAGUCCGUCCCCCCAUAGUGAGGUAGGAUUAAGUAUACCUAGACCAUCCCUGCCUGAUGUUUGUCCAACUUGUUAAAAAAACCAACAAUGAUGGGGAUUUCACAACCUCCCUAGGUAACCUGUUCCAGUGCUUACCGACCCUUAUAGUUAGAACGCUUUCCCUAAUGUCUAACCUCAGACUCCUUUCUGAAGAUGUUCUCUGCUUUCUCUCAAUAUCUCUUUCGUCCUGUGAGGGGCUGUGAUGACGAGAGCAAUAGAGAUAUCUGGAAAAUAAAUUCAAGACCCCAGGUGAGCUCAUGGUUAACACCCGUGAGCCACUGGGUCCUGUGCAGGAGUUAUGGCUGGGUCUUGUUCCCGUUGUUGACUCUAGGUGUGUAUGUUACUGAACAAAUUCUGCCCUGAGUCACACUGUACAACUCCACUGAGAUCAACGGGGCUGCAUACAGUGUCCUCCUGAGGGGUUGUCAACCCAUGGCGCAAGGUGAUAUCCUAUCCAUCCUCUGGAAAUAUUGGGGCUCUCUUCCGAGGGUCAACAGAGUCUGGGGGUUGGAGCAUGGGACAGGGCAUCAUGAACUCCUGAGUUCUAAUCCCAGCUCUGACAGGGAGUCACCCUGUGGCCUCUUUCCACUCACAGCGCAGCUCCCUGCCUCAGUUUCCCCACACAUCAAAUGGAAAUAAUCAUAAUUUCCUUACCUCCCUGGGGUGACGCGAAAUGCGGUUAGUUAAUAUUUGUGUAGCCCUUUGAAGAUGUAAAGUGCUGUAUAAUUGCACUUAGUGUAUUAUUAUUAAUCCUUUGGGGAAGACGGGAAUAGGCUGUAUGGGGCAUACAUACGUGGCUGGGUGUGUUUACCCAUGGAACGUGUCUGUAUACAGCACUGUGUAUGGGCGUUGUGCCUUCUGAUUAAAGGAAAUAAUUUUAUACCACACAUAAUUAACCUGUGGGCCCUAUUGCCACAGAGUGCCAUGGAGUCUAAAAGCUCUUAAUGGGAUUCAAAGCAUCAGCAAUUUAUAUGGACCUUGAGAAAACCCACAGCUACCUACAUAUGUGAAUGUGGCGUGUGAUAUUUGUGAGGGUGAGCAUGCAGAUUAACAACGGGGCGGAGAUGUGUGCGUGCACAUAGGUGAAGGGUAUGCUGUCUUCGUGUGUGAAUAGACUAUAUUUAUGAGGAUACGUGUGAUGUGUGUGUGUACAUGUGAAUGCACUGCUUGGGAGGGUGGUAUCUCCUUUCUGCUAAGCUCCUUCUGUGCUGAGCUCAACACAGGCAUCUGGGGAAGGGUGGGGGAGAGAUCCGGAGAAGAAUAGAGAGAUUUGGGGGUUGAAAACUUGCCUAGUUGAGGAAAUUCUUCACCAGGCACAACCAAAGGAUUUUGGAUGGGAGGAAAUCUCACCUUCCUAGGCAUGAAGGAGCUGUGAAAUGAGCUCCAUGUGUAAAAUCCCAACCUGCUUAAUGCAAAGGGAUUUUUUUAAGUUGUUCAAGGAAACUUUCUGGGAAGAUUUUACUUAUAAAAGCAGGCGAGAAGAACAGCUUUGAGAUUACGGAGCAGCUUCCGGUGCCCUGCCAGGCCCUUCAGCUCACAGCUAUUUCACCCUGUCUUCUCCAAACCUCAGCUGCCUUUAGAAACACUAACUUAGUGCAGCCUUUCUCCAGGUGAGUCUCUCUCCA